Aethalodelphis obliquidens (Pacific white-sided dolphin) is the source of this 8669-nucleotide messenger RNA. RefSeq names its product transient receptor potential cation channel subfamily V member 1 (gene TRPV1). Lineage: Eukaryota; Metazoa; Chordata; Mammalia; Artiodactyla; Delphinidae. Bases 5309 to 7903 code for a protein of 864 amino acids. Gene Ontology annotation, cellular component: plasma membrane. Gene Ontology annotation, molecular function: protein binding; calcium channel activity. Gene Ontology annotation, biological process: calcium ion import across plasma membrane. The record is from RefSeq and is a predicted model, not a curated record. The transcript is spliced from 15 exons.
CCCUGACCAGGGAUCUAAGCUGAGCCCGCUGCAGUGGAAGCUCAGAGUCUUAACCACUGGACCGCCAGGGAAGUCCCCCAAGUUUCAUUUUAAUUGAAGCAUUUUAGCUUCAAUUUUAGGCACAUAUCAAACGGCACACAUAUGAAAAGGUGUGCAAGCAGGGGACAUGGUAUGGCGUGGUGGAAUGGGCCCGGCUUCCUGGCCCAACCAGCAGUGUGACUUGGGCAAUCAUCUAAUUGCUAGAUGUCACAGAGUUCUCAUCUGUAAAAUGGCUAUGACAGUCUCUACCCUCCCACUGUGCCGGGUUGUUGCAUGGCCUAGGAGAGUGGGUGGUGAAAUCUUUUUGUAAACUGUAGAAAGACAUGCCGGAUCCAUGUGGUGUCUGCACUUCAGUGUCUGACUCAGGGGUCGGAGCUCGUAAGCUACUCCAGGCAGGGCUACAAUGGGCCUUUCUGGCAUGUGGCUGCUCUUUUCAGGCUGUGUCUGACCCUCAGCUUAUUGGAGUCUUAUUGAGUUCCCAGGGGCAGCUGCUAGGUCAGCUUCUCAGGCAUUUUGGGCGGCAGCCUGUAUGCACGCCUGAAAAGACUUUGAGACUUUUCUCAACCAGUUUCCGGGAGGGAAUGAAGCCCUAUUGGAAGUGAUGAAUUAACUUUUCCCUUGUUCCUUUAGGGUCAUACUAGGAGGCGUUAGAAAAUAAACCCUCAUCAAAGCCCUAUUGGAAGUGAUGAAUUAACUUUUCCCUUGUUCCUUUAGGGUCAUACUAGGAAGCGUUAGAAAAUAAACCCUCAUCAUUUUCUGUGUUCUGUGGUUCCGUGAGGAACCCCAAUUGAGAAAGGCCGGAACUGGCAGAUGCAGACGUGCCCCCACCAUCAUCCCUGCCCCAGAUCUGGGCACACAGGGAAUGAGAGGCCCAAGAGAGCCAGGCACUUGUUCCAGGUCACACAGAGUUGGUGCAAAGGCAGCACUCAAAACGAGGAGGUCCCUAAUUGCCAGGCCAGGAUUGCAUGAUGGGUGACCCUUUCCAUUCCUUCUGCAUUUUGAAAAUGGAGCGGUGCUCCAUUUACAUCUCUGGCUGUGAAAGUGCAUUUGUUGAGCUGUUUCCCCAGACCACCCUGUCUGCAAGAGUGGUGGGUUUGGGAGGCCUGAGCAGCGCCCUUCUUCCUUGAGAGCUGAGGUCACCAGCUCUGGCUGGUUCUGGGCUGCGUGUGGCUAAUUGCAUUGUGGCCCCAGCACUAAGUGGUUUCUGAAAAAAAGGGCAAAAAUGAUGGGAAAGACUUUGGGGUCCUCUGGGAAUCGGAGCCUCAGCAACAGCGGCUGCUACCAUUGCUGGAAACGUUUUCCUUGAGUGCCAGAGGGCGCCCACAGCCCAUCCCUGUCAGUGCGGAGCAGCCGCAGCCCGGGGAGGGGCCGUGGACCCUCACGGAGGGAGGCAGGGGAGGCACCUCUUCUCCCCACAGCAGCUCCACUCUCCCUUCGAGUGGAACGGCCUUCGAGCUCGCCGCGCCUGCUGGGUCUGGGGUGUGCCUGCGUCUAGCUGGUGAGUCCCUUUUGUAGUUGGAUGUUCGCUUUCAGAAACAUCUAAAAGCGUUGGACAGCAUAGUGAGCUGUCAAAAGCUGGGGUAUGCCUCUUCCCAGCUGUGUGACUACGGGCUGUUCAACUAGCCUCUCGGCGCCUCACUCACCCCAUCUGAAACCUGGGGAUAAUAACAGUGGCUUCCUCAAAGCCCAUGGUGAGUCUUAAGUGGUACCGGAGUCGCAGGGCAUUUAUCCUAGCUAAUCGUGAGCGCUUGGUAAGGGAUAGUGGAGGUUGCUAUUAUCACUGUGUCUCAUCUGCACCAGAGGCAUCCUGGGGUGAAGAAGCUCUGGCUGCUGCAGAGGCCAGCGGUUCGUGGCUGGAGGAUUCAGUGCGUAGUCCUCUCUGGAGUGAAGGAGCGCUGGGCCAGCAGGCGGGAGCCCUGGGUCCUCGUCUAGCCUCCACUCUCUGUUUUUGGCAGUGUUCCUCUGGCUCUUCAUCCACGGGCUGCAAACCCAGCUCUCCAUCCCUCUUUAGGAGAUGCUCAGUAGGAGACGAGAAUGAUCAAGGCCGGGUGCUAGACCAGCUCCCAAAAGCCCGAACGGAAGCCAGACGCAGAUGGAUGCUUUGGGCAGAGAGGGGAGGAGGAGAGCUGUACCCCAGGAUGUCUCACCUGGACUGGGGAGAGGGGAAGGGAGGCCUCUCCCAGGUGAUGGGCAGUGUCCUUCCUGGCUCUAGAGUUGAGAAAGACCCAGAGGCCAAACCAGGCCUUUGCUGGGCAGAGUCUUUUCUCGAGACCAUCCUUUAGUCCAGAUGGGUGAAUUUGUGAAUCUUAUGUAAAACAGAAGCACCAUCUCCAUCAGACACCCCAAAUCGCGGUUGGAAAUUCCCCCAACUCUGUAGAAUGUUUGGCUCUGACAGGUGCAUUGCCAUGGGGCGCACGUGCUGGGCACACCUCAGGCCUGGCAGUGCUGACUAUCUUGUCCCUGUUCAUCCCCCGCAGCCUAGAGCAAAUGGCCUCUUAGUCCUUGUCCCUCCCUCUGUCCUGGAAGAAGCUUGGUUUCCAGUAGGGAAUCAGGUGCAGGGCCUGCAGGGCAGAUCCAGGGUUUGUUGACUGACUGACUGAUAGCACUGUGUGGGCUGCUUCAUGUUUACUGAGUUUGGUUAGAUUUGGACCAGUCAGAGAAUGAGGCAAAGCUGCAAGAAAGAACAGCACUGAAAGGUUUGUUGAGGCUCCUGGCUAAUAGGUGCUCUCUUGUUGGACUGUUAAGAGCUGCUAGUUGGGAAGCAGGUUUAUUUUUGGCUUUGCAGCCAGCCUUAUCCAGAGGGAGACAUUCCUGGGAGAGCCAGGCCUGGCGUAUGGCCUGGACCUGAUUUGUGUCUGUUGUGGGGUUCUGAGCUUCCUGGGAUGCUUGUUUUGAGCAGGAGGGUGCUACAGGUUUGGGGCUUCUGAAUGAAAGGGCAUUGUCCCCACCUGCCUGGCCCCACGGCUGGGAGGGCCUGGUCUGAUUGGCCCCCAGCUCUUGGUGUGAGGUCUGGGGCUGAUUUUCAUGACUGAGAAAGAGCCCUGAGCCUUCCGGUGGGGGUGGUAGAGUGCUAGAGAGGCUCAGGGGCCAGGCUGCCUGGGAUCAAAUCCAGGUUCCACCUUUUACUAACUGUGUGACCUCGGGUAAGUAAUAUAAUUGCUCUGUGCCUCAGUUUCCUCAUCCGUAAAAUAUUUCCCUCUUAGAGAUGUGAAAAUAAAGCGAGUGAAUGCCUGUAAAGUGUUAGAACAGUGUUUUCCUUUGCACAGCAUGGGCUCAAACACAUCAAUUCCUCUCAUUCUCAUUAGCCUCCUGUGCCUUUUAAUCGCCAAUACGAUCCCCAUCCUAUGAACAGGCCUCGAUGGGAAGCUUCUCAUGGCUUCCUGCCAUCUGAGCAGUAAUGUCCACAUCUUGUUCCUUGGCGUUCAGGGCUGACAGCCAUCUGGUUCUGACCCCACUGACUUCCUCUUCAUCAGCUGCUCUGGGGGUCUCCAUCCUCUUCCCUAGUCCCAGCCCAGCCUUGUUCCAUUUCCAGGCCCAGCUCAUCUGUCACCUCCUCCACGAAGACUUCUUCAGCACCCCGGGCCCUGCUGUGAUUCCCCUGCCCCAGCCAGCACCUGGUUUCUGUCUCCGAUGGGGUCUCAGUCCUCUCUGUGCCCCCAGCACAGGGCUGGGCACCCAGUAGUGUCAGUGGAUGGGUGUUGAAUGAUGGGAUGCACACAUGGGUGUUGGUUGGAAGUGGGGCUUUCUGUGGCCGGGCAUACUUCCUGCAGCAGGGUUUCCACCUAAUGGAUGAAUCAGAGAAAGACUCAGGCCCUCCUGAAUGCAGAACAACAGGCAGGAGUGGAAACGAGCCUGUAGUCAUCGUCUGUCCUAUUCACAGGAUGCGAAAUGGUAAGGCUGCCUCUUUUUCCGCGUGGAUCUGGGCAUCAGAUCAUAGCCGAGUUAUUGUCACAGCCCAGCCACAUGCUCUGAGUUUUCACUGCCUGAACUUUCACUUGAACAUGCAGGCUUAAGAAGCCUCCCAUUCCUUCAAUGGCUGUUUUCUGGAAUCCGGCCACUGCCGGAACAUGAAUCUCUCUAACUUCCUAUGGAAAUGGGAGCCAGAAGGGUCUGUAUCUGAUCUCACUCCUUUCCCAGCACAGCUUUUUUUUUCGUAAAGACGUGGAUCUGGUAAGUGCCCUGCCCAGGUGGAGUUCACGGGGCAGGGUGCGGAGAUAACAGUUAAGCAUAGAAAUUGCUAGACUGCAUGGUGGAUGGUGCUAAGAGGGCUGUGAGGAGGGAUGAAAUGAGCUGGGCCCCUCUGGAGGGGGAGGGGAGCAGCACGAUGAGUGCAGGGAUUAGGGGACGUGGAGGAAGUGGCAUCAGUGGGUAGGUGGCAUCUGAGUGGUGGUGCGGUUUGGACAAGAGGAGAAGGAGGAAAAAGCACCCCCUGUGGGGGCACUGUGGAGGCCAAGGUCCCUGAGAUGGGGGACAGUGCUGGGUACCAGGGAGUGAUGGUGCCCAGUCGGGAGGGGAAGAGUAGGAAAGGAGGUUAAGAAAGAGUGGAAAACAGUAUCAACAGCAGUUUACAGCCAUAGGUGCUGGCACCAGCUGCCAGUGUAAGUCCAGGUGUUCAGGCCCAGAAGGCCCACCGGCGCUGAAUCACUUAAAGCCUAAAAGUUCAGGGCCAGGAUGCUUGAAAUAUACUAAUUUCACAAAGAUGACAAAAAGUGCAAAAAAUCCCCUGCAAACUCAACAGUUGCAGCAGCCAGGUCGAAGAGCAAAGGUAGGAGAGUGCGUGGCUGAUGGGGGUGGGGGGGGGCGACACCCAGCACCCAAGGGCCCAUGCAGUGUGGAGUGUGAGUGCCGGUCUCUGCCAGCAGCCACCUUGCUCCUGGGGACGCAGACUGCUCGGCUCUUUGGGGCUGAGCCGUCCUGAGCUCCUCCCCAGAUGCACAGCAAGAGAUUAGCCUCUCCUCCUGUUUCCCGUAUUCUGACCUUGGAGGGAGGCAGAGCAGUGGUUAUCAUUCCUACUCUGCAGACAAGGCAACUGAGGCCCAGAGAAGAGGAGGAACCAUCCAUCCUGAUGGUUCCAAGCUGGGGGCUCAUUCAUCCCUGGAGGCUGCUGGCCAUGGGGCUGCGAGGACUGCUCCCCCUGAGGCCUCUGGGGUGGGAGGUACAACACCCCUGAAAGCUUCCUUUCUGGAAGGCUGGGGGCAGGAGCUGUCGGACUUCUGGGCUGUCCUGCUUCACAGGGGCCUUUGCAACAAGGGCAGUGGGGGCUGGAGUCAUGCAGCCCUCCAGCUGGGAGCAAACCCGAUCUUGGUGGCUGCCCGCAGGCCGCUUCUCGGGCCACAGAGGAUCUGGCAGGAUGAAGAAAUGGGGGAGCUCAGACUUACGGGAAUCUCAGGACCUGCAUCAAGAGGACUCCUGCCCAGAACCCCUAGAUGGAGACCCUAACUCCAGGCCAGCUCCAGCCAAGCCCCACAGCUUCCCUGUGGCCAAGAGCCGCAGCCGGCUCUUUGGAAAGGGUGAUUCGGAGGACACAUCCCUCAUGGACUGCUCUUAUGAGGAAGGUCAGCUGGCAUCCUGCCCGGCCAUCACAGUCAGCCCUGUUGUCACCGUCCAGAGGCCUGGGGAUGGUCCCACCUGUGCCAGGCAGCCAUCCCAGGACUCUGCUGCCGAGAACCUCAAGCUCUAUGAUCGCAGGAAGAUCUUCGAAGCAGUGGCUCAGAAUAACUGUGAAGAGCUGGAGAGCCUGCUGCUCUUUCUGAAGAAUAGCAAGAAACAUCUCACGGACAGCGAAUUCAAAGACCCGGACACAGGGAAGACCUGCCUGCUGAAAGCCAUGCUCAACCUGCACGACGGGCAGAACGACACCAUCCCCCUUCUCCUGGAGAUCGCCCGGCAGACAGACAGCCUGAAGGAGCUGGUCAACGCCAGCUACACGGACGGCUACUACAAGGGCCAGACGGCACUGCACAUUGCCAUCGAGAGACGGAACAUGGCACUGGUGACCCUCCUGGUGGAGAACGGGGCCGACGUCCAGGCCGCGGCCAAUGGGGACUUCUUUAAGAAAACCAAAGGGCGGCCUGGCUUCUAUUUUGGUGAGCUGCCCCUCUCCCUGGCUGCGUGCACCAACCAGCUGGGCACCGUGAAGUUCCUGCUGCAGAACUCCUGGCAGUCGGCCGACAUCAGCGCCAGGGACUCAGUGGGCAACACUGUGCUGCACGCGCUGGUGGAGGUGGCUGACAACACGGCCGACAACACCAAGUUUGUGACGAGCAUGUACAAUGAGAUUCUGAUCCUGGGGGCCAGACUGCACCCUGCGCUGAAGCUGGAGGAGCUCACCAACAAGAAGGGGCUGACGCCGUUGGCUCUGGCCGCCAGCAGUGGGAAGAUCGGGGUCCUGGCCUAUAUUCUCCAGAGGGAGAUCCAGGAGCCCGAGUGCAGGCACCUGUCCAGGAAGUUCACCGAGUGGGCCUACGGGCCCGUGCACUCCUCACUGUACGACCUGUCCUGCAUCGACACCUGUGAGAAGAACUCAGUGCUGGAGGUGAUUGCCUACAGCAGCAGUGAGACACCUAAUCGCCAUGACAUGCUCUUAGUGGAGCCGCUCAACCGCCUUCUGCAGGACAAGUGGGACAGAUUCGUCAAGCGCAUCUUCUACUUCAACUUCUUCAUCUACUGUCUGUAUAUGAUCAUCUUCACCACGGCCGCCUACUACAGGCCUGUGGAAGGCCGGCCUCCCUUUAAGCUGAAACACACCGUUGGGGGCUAUUUCCGAGUCACUGGAGAGAUUCUUUCUGUAGCAGGGGGAGUCUACUUUUUUUUCCGAGGGAUUCAAUAUUUCCUGCAGAGACGGCCAUCACUGAAGACCUUAUUUGUGGACAGCUACAGUGAAAUGCUUUUCUUCGUGCAGUCGCUGUUCAUGCUGGGGACCGUCGUGCUAUACUUCUGCCACUGCAAGGAGUACGUGGCCUCCAUGGUUUUCUCCCUGGCCAUGGGCUGGACCAACAUGCUCUACUACACCCGCGGCUUCCAGCAGAUGGGCAUCUAUGCUGUCAUGAUUGAGAAGAUGAUCCUGAGAGACCUGUGUCGCUUCAUGUUUGUUUAUCUCGUUUUCUUAUUUGGGUUUUCCACAGCGGUGGUGACACUGAUUGAGGAUGGGAAGAAUGGCUCCGUGUCGGCUGAGUUGACGUCGCACAGGUGGCGAGGUCCUGGCUGCCGGCCGUCCGACAGCUCCUACAACAGCCUGUACUCCACGUGUCUGGAGCUGUUCAAGUUCACCAUCGGCAUGGGUGACCUGGAGUUCACGGAGAACUAUGACUUCAAGGCUGUCUUUGUCAUCCUGUUACUGGCCUAUGUGAUUCUCACGUACAUCCUCCUGCUCAACAUGCUCAUUGCCCUCAUGGGCGAGACGGUCAACAAGAUCGCACAGGAGAGCAAGAACAUCUGGAAGCUGCAGAGAGCCAUCACCAUCCUGGACACGGAGAAGAGCUUCCUUAAGUGUAUGAGGAAGGCCUUUCGCUCAGGCAAGCUGCUGCAGGUGGGGUACACAGCUGACGGCAAGGACGACUACAGGUGGUGUUUCAGGGUGGACGAGGUGAACUGGACCACCUGGAACACCAACGUGGGCAUCAUCAAUGAAGACCCGGGCAACUGUGAGGGCAUCAAACGCACACUGAGCUUCUCCCUGCGGUCGGGCCGAGCUGCAGGGAGGAACUGGAAGAACUUUGCCCUGGUUCCCCUCUUAAGAGAUGCAAGUACUCGAGAAAGACACCCUGCCCAGCCUGAGGAAGUUCAUCUGAAGCACUUUGCAGGGUCCCUCAAGCCAGAAGAUGCCAAUAUCAUCAAGGAUUCUGCUGCUUUAGGGGAGAAGUGAGGGACCACACAGGGUGCUCUCAACCCUGUGGGCCUUAGGAAAGCCCACUGUCUCCGGUAAGAGGGUGUGUAGGGGCCACCAGUGAUGCCUCAGCAGCCUGGCCCUACCAGCACCCUCCUCGCAGGCCCUUUCCUAGACCGCACGGAACAAGCUGCACGAGGCAUUGCUGGAUGCGUGGGUAGAGCUAGUCACGCCACCCUCACUGUCCCCAGCUGACUCUCCUAACACAAAAGGAUAUCGCUUUCCAGUUUUUACUGACUUUAUCAAACAUGGCGAAUGAGAAAUCGCCACGUGCAUGUACGCGAUGCCCCAGUUUCCUUUGAUUUUAUAUUCCUGGGAGUGAAAGGCAGCGAUGCCCAGGGAAACACCUUUCAGAACAAAACACUUCUUUGAGAUAGAAUGCCGAAGCCCUUGUCUAUUUUGUCCUUAAUAUCUCCCCUGUCCAGAGUGGUCUGGGGGUGACGAUGUUUGCUCCUCCGAGAAGGUGGGGGAACCUGGCCCCAUUCCCAGCUCUGUCAGAAUCAGGUGUUUCCGGAGUGACUCCCUCCUUCUGUGUGAUCCAUCCCAGUUCCAAAAAUAUUAGCUCUAUCGCUAUUCAAAUGAAAGUACAGAACCAUGUCCCAAAGCCACGUGGCAAGAAUUUUUUUAAUGAUCUUCCCUCUGUAGUGGCCAUAAUCCUGCUCGCCUAUAGGGAUACCUACUUCCACCUCUACCCAUCCUGCCGUCCAUCAGAUAAGUACAGAAAUAAAUACAUCUGUCAUAUCAA